UUCAAAUGUGCCGCUCAAACGACAUCAAAAACUCGCGACAAACGGUUGGGGUGGAUGGACACUAGUACAACUUUUGAAAUAAAUACACGCAAGAAAAUUUUAACUCAAAACGUGCUACGUGUAAUAAAAUAGUUUAGUGGUUAUAUUUGCCUUCCUGGUUGAAGAUAUUUAGACGACUUUUCGUUGUCCGUGUUUUAGCAUAAACGGUCAUGGGUGAGUUGGGCACGAAGCUUGGCUUUGACGAGUUGGCGGGAGGAGCAGCGGGCAUCAGCAGGGCGCUAUUGGCAGAGUUCAUAGGAAACCUGAUUCUCAACCUGUUCGGGUGCGGCGCCUGCGUGAACAUCGCGCAGACGAACGCUGCGACUAACAUCGUGCUUAUUGCCCUCGCCUUCGGUCUGGCGGUCUUCGCCAUCGUCUCGGCGAUAGGUCACGUCUCGGGAGGGCACGUGAACCCGGCGGUAACGGCGGGACUAGCGUCGGCGGGCCGCGUGAAACCGGCGCGCGCGGUGCUGUACGUGAUCGCGCAGUGCGCGGGCGCUGCCGCCGGCUCCGGCCUGCUGAAGGCGCUCACGCCGGAGCGCGCCGCGGGCAAGCUCGGAGUCACCGCUCUCGGCAACGAAGUUACUCCGCUUCAGGGCUUUGGCAUCGAGUUCUUCUUAGGUUUCAUACUCGUCUUCGUUGUAUGUGGAGUGUGCGAUCCAAACAAACCGGACGGCAAGCCGACGGCGCCGCUGGCGAUCGGCCUCACCGUGACGCUGGGCCACCUGCUGGCCGUCGACUACACCGGCUCCGCCAUGAACCCCGCGCGCUCCUUCGGCUCCGCGCUCGUCGCCAACGACUGGGCCAACCACUGGGUGUACUGGGCCGGGCCGGUCGCGGGAGGCGUCGCGGCCGCGCUGCUCUACGUGCACGGCUUCUCGGCGCCACCCGUGGACGCCGCGCCGCCGCGGUACCGCCCCGUCGCUGCCGAUGAGAAGGAGCUGAAGCGACUAGACGGCGGCAAGGCGGAGGAGCUUGCCUGAAGCCGCGAGUCGCUCGUGCGGCCCCGCCCGCGCGCGCGCCCCGCGCUCGGCGUCGGCGUGACCGUUUCCAGCGAAACGCAACCCUACUACCGACACCAAUAUUGAAGCCAACUGCUCUACCCGCAGACAUAUAGCUGACUAGACCACACGUACAAACAGCAACACUCCUAACUGUACUUCGGUGGACCUUAUUACAAAAGGCAUAUGGUUCACCGAUGUACUGCUAACAAAUGUGGGCGAUGGUACUACACAUGCCAAAUAAUGUCCUAUACGGCAUAUUGCACAGACGGGUUCUAACCGUUUCAGAUGUUAAUAAAGAAUAGUUUUUAUUCAAUCGUGAUGGUACCUUUUUCUACAUGUACCUAUUGUCUAACUAGUUAGUCUCUCUAGAUUCGAAUUAGGUAUAAUCUUAACACAAAAUAAUCAAUAUAAAUGCAAAUCGUCGCAAGCGUCCAUCACGUGUAUUACACUAAAAUUGACACGCUCAGUUUCAUAUGAAUCUGGAUACGUGCGACGUCUAUUUAGAUAUAUGUCUGUGUAUCAACCCAAUGAAAGUGAAACUCGCACACAACGAAAAUACUUUGUUUUACACCGCUACAACACUGUCUUCAGCAUUUUUCCAAGUUCACAUAGACUUAUUUCUAUUAAAUUAAGUAUUUAUCUUUACAAUCUGCAUUUGUAUUCUCUAGUCGCCCACAAACCAAUCAAGUCAAGACAAACACCAUUUUGAUUUUUCAGAAAAAUAUUCAAAAUUAGUUGACAGUUAUUUACGAUACAAGUGCGAAAAAGAGUAAAUUCAAAAUAAGUGGCGAUAAAUUAAAACACGACCGAAGGUAGUGUUUUAAAUUGACACGAGUUGCGAUUUACCUUUUCGCAAGUGUAUCGUACAACGUUUUACAGUACAUACGGCCCUAUAAACUUUCGACAUACGCGCGGAAAGUGCUCUUUAGUCCGGGAAAGUAGCACCAUAUGUACAGUACCUUUAUGGUCGGCUAGAGGGUAGAAAUUAUUUUAAUAAAUGUGUGUUUGUCUUCCAAGUCACCUCCUGCGGAGCUCUAACUUGCACAUAUACCUAAUACCUAUUUAGGUAGAUAAAAUUAGGUAGGUACAACCUUCCCCAAAUUGAUUUAGUUAAAUCAGCACUGGAUUACACAAUUAUAUCAAUUCCAUCUCAAUUUAUUCAUGAUUCAAUCAAUAGUAGAAACAAUACGUAUACAGUAUGUGUCUGACCAUGGGGCUUUAAUUCCAGGGCUUGAUUUUACUCGCUAAACUGAGCUACUUUUACUAUGGGACCAACCCUAAAAUCGGGAAAAUGAAUUUGGCUUUUCCAUAGAAAACGUCGACAUCAAAUCAACCAAAAUGUAUGAAAAAGUAAAAAAAAAAUCGGGAUUUCGGGGUUGAUGCCAUAAUAAAAGUAGCUCAGUGUAGCGAGUAGAAUCGAGCCUUGGAUUUAAAGCCCCAUGGUCAGUAACACCCUGUAUAAAUAUUCACUAUUCACAUAGUUAAGUUAGAUCUAUCUGUAUGUUAAAGUGAUUAUGAAAUAUUAAAAUGUUCUAUUUUAAUGCUACUACCUCUAUUAGCACUUACACUUACAUAAAACAAUUUCCCAGUGGACAUUUUAAUAAUGGUGCUAGUAGAGGUCGCAGUGAACGUUAAUUUAAUUAACCAUAUAUAUUUUACGUAACCAACUUUGUACCGAGUACCUAUGGGAAUCUUCUGAUACAGUAUGAAGUGAAUAAAGAGUUUCCUUCUAAUAUAAAGUAAUAAACGCACGUGUAGUCAGUAAGUUAUCAUCUAUUUUUAUAUAAUAUUACAUUUCUUCCGAGUAUGUUUAAAAACAUAGUCUGUUCGAAAUCGUAUAACAUUACAGUACGAUUAUAAGUAUUGAAGAGAUGAUUUUUGCAAUGUGAAAUAUUUCAAGAAUUCUUAUCAAUAUAAUAUUCGAGAUUACUCAGUGUCGCCUGUACUUAUUGUACCAACUCUGCAUGUGUUCAGGUUCCGGGAUCUUCAUCUCUUAACCUUUUGACCGCCACCUCUAUUUUAUAUGACACACAAUAGUAAACUUUAUUAGAAUGUAUUAAGGUUAGUUUUAUAUUGUCACGUUUGUCGGCUGUAGCCGGCUGUGGCGGUCAAAGAGUAGGGUCAACUCACUAGAAUUUCUGUGAAAUUCCUUCCCGCCUAGUGAAGUUUUACCCGUUGAUUUUAUACGUGUGUAUCAGUUUAACAAUGAUGUCUUUAGCAAAUAAUUUUGAAUAAAAUAACUAUAUUUUACCGA
This is a messenger RNA of Cydia fagiglandana, 3297 nucleotides long. RefSeq names its product aquaporin AQPcic (gene Prip). The coding region runs from base 210 to 1022 and encodes 270 amino acids. The transcript has 7 exons. NCBI's taxonomy places the organism in Eukaryota, Metazoa, Arthropoda, Insecta, Lepidoptera, Tortricidae. The record is from RefSeq and is a predicted model, not a curated record. Gene Ontology annotation, molecular function: channel activity. Gene Ontology annotation, biological process: transmembrane transport. Gene Ontology annotation, cellular component: plasma membrane.